Messenger RNA from Prorocentrum cordatum, 447 nucleotides. NCBI's taxonomy places the organism in Eukaryota, Dinophyceae, Prorocentrales, Prorocentraceae. The record is from the annotation of a GenBank genome assembly.
AUGAUCCCUCCUGGCCAGUUGCGCGUGGGUAUCCUCGGCUUCGGCCCUGAAGGCAGCGACGAUAGUUCUGGAGAGAGUGUCGCAGAUGGACACAGCAGCGCGAUAGGCAGGCUCAUGAUGGGGAACUCACGCUUGCGCAGCACGCAACCCGUCCUCGCCAAUCUCCGCGACCCGCUGAACAAGAUCAUCUCGGCCCUGAUUAGGCAGCAGCGUUUGAUUGAACUCAGCAUUCAGAGGCUCCCAGCAGCGGCGGAACUCGAGCAAGCGGAGCGUUUAGAACUCUCAGAAGUGUCGCGCAAGCUGACGUCACAGCAUAUUAUUCUCGCGAACAUUAUCUUUGGAUUGAGGUUUGCAGCAAACACCUUGGCCGUCAAUGAUGAGAGCAUGUCAGCCCCUUUUCCAGAUGAGAUCGAUUAUGUGACCGUACUCGGGCUCGAUCCCGAGUAA